Zophobas morio is the source of this 1978-nucleotide messenger RNA. Its product is annotated as probable cytochrome P450 12a4, mitochondrial. The transcript has 10 exons. Bases 262 to 1899 code for a protein of 545 amino acids. The record is from RefSeq and is a predicted model, not a curated record. NCBI's taxonomy places the organism in Eukaryota, Metazoa, Arthropoda, Insecta, Coleoptera, Tenebrionidae. Gene Ontology annotation, molecular function: monooxygenase activity; iron ion binding; heme binding.
ACAGAUGGUUUCUUUUAAUUCACGACUUUAAUGGUCACCAUUAGAUAAAAUGCACGUAAAGGAUAAUGACGUCUGAUGGUAUGUGGCAAUUCUCUCCAUGACACACCAACGCGCAGCUUUAUUGUUCGUAAUCAAUUGCUCGUCAUCGUAGUUAACAUUAACCUUGUUAUGAUUGCCGACCAUUCUGAAUGAAAAAUACAACGACACAUCUAAAUACUUAUCUCCACUACAUGCGGGCACGUGUUUGAAAAGUUAUCACAGAUGCUCACAAAAAUGAAUACAAAAAGAUUAUUUGCCGCCACCCUCAAAAAUAAUCCAAUGAAGCUGCUAAUGAGCACACAGACUGAAUUCGUGGAGGCUUUGAGCGACAAAAAACUUCAACAUUACAGAAAUUUGAACGCUUUGGAAAACAACGACACGAAACCCUUUGAUUGGGAGCAGGCGAAAGCUUUCGAGGAAAUUCCAGGACCUAAACCUCUGCCUCUUGUGGGAAACACAUGGAGAUUUCUUCUCCCGAAAGUUGGAAAUUUUUAUGGCAUGGAUAUCUUGCAAAUACAUAAACAAAUGAGACAACAGUACGGAGAUAUAACCAUUAUGAAAGGACUAGUGGGUCUUCAGCCAAUAGUCGUAUUAUUUAAUCCAUCAGACAUAGAAAAGUUACAUCGAAACGAAGGCGUUUGGCCAACAAGACACGGACUUCCAUCCUUUGCACACUACAGGAAAUUAAGAAAAAAUAUCCUGUCAAGUGGUGGAUUAAUAUGUCUCCAAGGUGAAGAGUGGUUCAAAUUUAGAACCGUAGUAAACCCAAUUCUAAUGCAACCAAAAAACGUCAUUCACUAUGCGGACAAAAUGAACUUCGUCGCUGACGAGCUAGUCGACAACAUUAAGUAUUUGUCUGAAGAGAAUGAGCAAGGACAGAUGCCUGAUGACUUCCACAAUGAACUGUACAAAUGGUCUUUGGAAUCAAUUGGUGUCGUCACUAUGGACACACACUUGGGUUGUUUGAAGCGAGGCAGUGUGAACGAAGAAGCCCAAAAGCUAAUCUACAGUGUGUUAAGGAUGUUUCAACUCAUGUACAAACUAGACGUUAUGCCUUCUGUGUGGAAGUACAUAAGCACUCCAUCUUGGAAGGAGUACGUUCAAGUUUUAGACUUCAUGUUAAAAACGAAUCUGAAGCAUAUUAACAGAUACAUCGAGAAAAUCGAAAAGGGGGAAAUUGAUAACAACCAAAUAACUAGUGCGCUUCACCAAAUGAUACAGAUAGAUCGAAAUACGGCAACUGCAAUGUCUGUCGAUAUGAUGAUUGCGGGAGUUGAUACAACUGGUAGAGUUCUAGCAGCAGCUUUGUACUACUUGGCUAAAAACCCCGAUAAACAAGAACUACUGAGAUCUGAAGCUAACAAUCUACUAAAAGUUAAAGAUGCACCUGUUACUAAAGAAACUUUAAGUAAGAAUGUCUACACCAAAGCUGUUGUAAAAGAAACCACCAGGUUAUCACCUAUUGCUAUUGGAAAUCUAAGAACAACCAAAAAAGAUUUAGUCUUGGGUGGAUAUCAAGUACCUUCCGGGACAGACGUUUUAACUUCUACUUUGAUGCUUUCUCAACAAGAGGAGCAUUUCCCAAAGGCUAAAGAAUUCUUGCCAGAACGUUGGCUUAAAACAACAACUGGAGAAUUCUCGCAUAAAAAUACGAACCCUUUCGUUUUUGCACCCUUUGGGUUUGGUGCAAGAAGCUGCAUUGGCAAGAGAUUUGCUAAUUUGGAGUUAGAAACUGCGCUAUUGAAGAUUAUUCGAAAUUUUGAACUACAAUGGCCGCACGAAGAUAUGGUGUUUUAUACAACAACGCUACAUGGGAUGGCAAAACCUUUAAAGAUUCACGUAAAACCCGUAAAUAAUUAGUUAAAUUUUAAUUGUAAAUUAUGAUUCUUUGUGAUAUAUUUUAGUCUAAUAAAUAAAGAGCGGAUUUAUAUAGAUGAAA